This is a messenger RNA of Cyprinodon tularosa, 3406 nucleotides long. It is a transcript of the gene mios, whose product is annotated as missing oocyte, meiosis regulator, homolog (Drosophila). The record is from RefSeq and is a predicted model, not a curated record. Gene Ontology annotation, molecular function: protein binding. Gene Ontology annotation, cellular component: cytoplasm. Gene Ontology annotation, biological process: positive regulation of TORC1 signaling; cellular response to amino acid starvation. NCBI's taxonomy places the organism in Eukaryota, Metazoa, Chordata, Actinopteri, Cyprinodontiformes, Cyprinodontidae. Bases 163 to 2799 code for a protein of 878 amino acids. The transcript is spliced from 12 exons.
UCACGACACGGACUUGUUUUGGUGUAACCCAUAACAUAUUUGCGGCUGCAACCUCGCUCCCAACGACAUGUGUAAAUCUAAACGUAAAGCUCUCUGUCGUUUAAGCUUUUUUGUGUUACUAAAGGCAGACUCCCUUGAAAUCCUCCUUGCUGCUUCGCGACCAUGAGUGGCUCAAAGCCGGACAUCCUGUGGUCUCCUCACCACCCGGACCGAUAUGUCAUCUGUGACUCUGAGCUGGGCUUGUACAGCAUCGGGCCUGUGGGCAGCACAGAAACCAAGCCUGGCACUCUUUCUCUCUCUGAGGAAACUGCUGCUACAUUACUAGCCAUAAACUCUGACACUCCUUAUAUGAAGUGUGUGGCCUGGUACCCCAAACAUGAGCCUGAGUGUUUACUGGCUGUGGGACAAGCUAACGGAAGGGUUGUGCUCACCAGUUUGGGCCAGAACCACAACUCCACAUGUAAAGAGUUGGUUGGGAAAGAGUUUGUCCCCAAACAUGCUCGUCAGUGCAACACUUUAGCCUGGAACCCUGUUGACAGCAACCUACUGGCUGCUGGGUUGGACAAGCACCGCGCAGACUUCUCUGUUCUUAUAUGGGACAUCAGCAGUAAAUUGGCCCCUGAAACCGUCGUAGCAGCUGAGAAAAUCCGUCUGUCCUCUGUCGAUAUGGACUCCAGCAGUGUAGUGACUAAGCCACUGUACGAAUUAGGCCAAAAUGAUGCCUGCCUGUCCCUCUGCUGGCUGCUCCGAGACCCAAAGCUGCUCUUGGCUGGGAUGCACAGAAACCUGGCAAUAUUUGACCUGAGGAACACAAGCCAGAAAACCUUUGUGAACACUAAGGCCAUCCAGGGGGUGACGGUUGAUCCACACUUUCCCGACCGUGUUGCCUCCUUCUUUGAGGGGCAGGUAGCCAUUUGGGACCUGAGGAAGUUUGAGAAACCUGUGCUCACGCUCACAGAGCAGCCAAAACCUCUGAUUAAGGUGGCGUGGUGUCCGACUCGCACCGGCCUCCUGGCGACCUUGACACGUGACAGCAACAUAAUUCGCCUAUAUGACAUGCAGCACACCCCCACUCCUAUCGGCGAUGAGACUGAGCCCACAAUCAUCGAAAGGAGCGUGCAGCCCUGUGAAAGCCAGAUAGGCAGCUUUGCCUGGCACCCCUCCUCACAAAACCGCAUGGUGGUGGUCUCUGCAGCCAACCGGGUGAUGACCGACUUCACCGUGUUUGAACGCAUCUCUUUGGCCUGGAGCUCCACCGCUUCGCUGAUGUGGGCCUGUGGCCGACACUUAUACAACUGUGUGGAGGACUCAGCUGAAAGUGCAGGAAAUGCAAUCGAUAAAGACAUCGCCACUAAGAUGAGGGAAAGAGCUCAGUCCAGGUACGGACACGAUACUGUCCAGGUAUGGAGGAACCACCAGCUGGCUGGAGGGAAUGAUCCCCAGCUCAGGUCUUUAUGGUUUGACCUGUCCUAUAUGAAACAGUGUGCAGAAGACAUGGAGCUAAAAUUGCAAGGAAACAAACAGUCUGUAGUUUGUUCGGGCAUUAAGAACAUUGUCAAGACAAGUUCAGGCACCACAGAGACCCGCAGGUGUUGGAGCGGCUCGGACCGGCAGACACACGUAACCCGCUUUCACAGUGAGGAGCGCAGCCUCGCCCUCAGGCUGUGUGGCUGGAUCAGCCGGGGGCCCGACAUCGACGUGGAGACUUUCCUGCGCUCGCUGGAGCAGGAAUGUGAGUGGGAGCGAGCUGCUGCCAUCGCUCUCUUCAACCUGGAUAUCCGCCGUGCCAUCCAGAUCCUCAACAAGGGAGCCAUUACUGAAAAAGGUGACCUGAACCUGAAUGUUGUGGCCAUGGCUCUGUCAGGCUACACUGAUGAGAAGUCCUCCCUGUGGAGGGAGAUGUGCAGCUCUCUGAGGCUCCAGCUGAAGAAUCCCUACCUCUGCAUCAUGUUCGCCUUCCUCACCAGUGAACCUGGAGCCUACGAUGGCGUGCUGUAUGAGAGCAAUGUUGCUGUCCGGGACCGAGUCGCCUUUGCCUGCAUGUUUCUCAACGAUGUUCAGCUGCCACGUUACAUCGACAAACUAACCAAUGAAAUGAAGGAGGCUGGGAACCUGGAGGGAAUCCUGCUGACCGGACUCACUAAAGAUGGCGUAGAUCUUAUGGAGAGCUAUGUGGACCGAACCGGGGAUGUGCAGACCGCAAGCUUCUGCAUGCUCAAGGGUUCACCUGGCGACGUGUUGAAAGACCCCAGAGUGCAGUGCUGGAUCGAAAACUAUCGCAACCUGCUGGACGCAUGGAGGUUCUGGCACAAACGGGCUGAAUUCGACAUCCUCAGAGGCAAGCUGGACCCCAGCUCCAAACCACUAGCUCAGGUGUUUGUGAGCUGUAACUUCUGUGGAAAGUCCAUCUCCUACAGCUGCUCGGCAAUGCCUCAUCAGGGUCGAGGGUUCAGCCAGUACGGGGUCAGCGGCUCCCCCACUAAAUCUAAAGUCACCAGCUGUCCUGGCUGCCGGAAACCGCUGCCACGCUGCGCCCUCUGCCUCAUGAAUAUGGGCACACCAGUUACCAACUGCUCAGGAACAGGAAAGUCUGAUGAGAAAAUGGACUUAACAAGGGAGAACAAACUCGCCCAGUUUAACAACUGGUUCACCUGGUGUCACAACUGUCGACAUGGCGGCCAUGCAGGUCACAUGCUGAGCUGGUUCAGAGACCACACAGAGUGCCCGGUGUCAGCCUGUGCAUGUAAAUGCAUGCAGCUGGACACCACAGGAAACCUUGUGCCUGCGGACAGCAGCUAAACGGGACAUGCGUGUUGGAAACUGAAGCCUAACACAAACCGGGAGCCAACUGGUGCAGGCUAACUGCUACGACUCCACACCAGCUACUGGGCAGCUUCAACAACGUCCCUCUCCGAAGUGGCUGCUUGGAUAGAAAGAUAUACUGCUAAAUAAUAGUCUAGGGAAUGUUAUCUAAUACCAGAGCUCUAUAUGAAGAAGGGAAUCAAAGUGUGGCGUAAUGAUUUGACUAACUAUGUUAAAGGCAGAAAGGGAGCGGAAACUAAUUUACUGCUCUACUAAUAAGAAUCACUCUCAGGAGAAGUUGAAGAGGACAUAAUGUUAUUAGCCUCAACCAGAUUAACCUGAAUCAGGAUGCAGUUUUAUUUCCAGAGAUCCAGUCAGAUAUCUGGUUUAGGAGAUGUGAUCAAAUGUGCCAUCAUUUCUUAGGUUUGUUUUGUUGUGUUUCGGUCCAUAUUUAAUGUGCGACGGGCAAAAUCUUCACAUACCUCAAUAAAGUUUUAUUCAGGGUUCGAUGACAAUGAUAACAACCUCCUACUCUCCUCAUCUGGCUUUGUGAAGGAGGGGCAUCCAGUCUGAAAGGUUUGCCUUAGAGGGCGGGUUGGGUGGG